This is a messenger RNA of Parnassius apollo (apollo), 513 nucleotides long. NCBI's taxonomy places the organism in Eukaryota, Metazoa, Arthropoda, Insecta, Lepidoptera, Papilionidae. The record is from the annotation of a GenBank genome assembly.
AUGGCAGUUGAUGUGGAAUGGGAGGAAGUAGGGCCAGCGCAGCAGCGUCAUUACCGUCGCGUUUCCCAGCAGUGGGCAGAAUCUGAAGGUGGUGUGAUACACGAGCUUCUGCACCUCAUGAGCAGUACAACAUUUGUUCGAAUGCUAGCAGACUGCACGGAUUUACAACUCACCAACUACAGUCGACUGGAGCUGCAGCAAUGGCGGCCGGGAGAUUACACUCUGCUGCCGGCGUCGCGCGAGGCGUACGGCAGCGCGCGGCUGGAGGCCGUGCUGUACGCGGGCGCGUCGCGGCCGCUGUGCGGCGGGCACACCAGCUACGUGGCGCCGGAGGACGAGCCCGACUGCCCGGACGCGCUGGUCACCGUGCCGCCGCAGAACAACGCGCUCAGCCUCGUGUACUGCGACGCGGGCGCCGCCGCCUUCACCAAGUACUACGCGCGCCUCGCCGCCCGCCCCCACGACUGCUUCUACAUCCUCGCCUGCACCUACACCGAGCGAGCCGAGUGCUAG